AUGCGUGCAAGGACUGAUCCUGUUUUUUGUGAAUAUCUUAUGAGAAUUGGGAAUGGAAAAGAAAAAACAAAUAUUAACAAUAAAAUAGCAAUCCCAAAGCAGUUCAUCAUUCCUUUUACUACUGAAAAAGAGUCAUUAGAUCUUUUGUUCAAAGUGAUAUAUCCGAAUUUACAUACAUCUUUCAAUGACUCUUCUUUUAUGACAUCUCGUGUUAUCUUGACUACAAAGAACGACUUUGUUGAUGAACUAAAUGAUAGACUCAUAACUCAAUUUCCAACAGUUGCUAAAAUAUUCAUAGCUGCUGAUGAGACUAUUGAACCAAACGAUCAACCUCAAUUUGAGGACUUCUUACACACUCUAAAUGUUCCUGGCUUACCUCCGUACAGAUUAGUGUUAAAGCAAAACUGCCCUGUUAUAUUAUUGCGAAAUUUAAAUCCUUCUGAAGGCUUAUGUAACGGUACACGAUUGGUGUGCUGUGAUUUCAAAACACAUGUUAUAAGUUGUAAAAUUGCAAGUGGUGACUUCAAAGAUAAGCACGCUUGGUAUCUCUGUCAUCCACACGCUGAGAAGGUGCUCCACACCAUUCAGGAGUAA
Messenger RNA from Solanum verrucosum, 594 nucleotides. RefSeq lists its product as uncharacterized. The record is from RefSeq and is a predicted model, not a curated record. The coding region runs from base 1 to 594 and encodes 197 amino acids. Lineage: Eukaryota; Viridiplantae; Streptophyta; Magnoliopsida; Solanales; Solanaceae. The transcript has 2 exons.